GAGGAAUGGUACUGUAAAUUCGACUUCAAGGUAAUUUAUUACCUCACGCGACGCGAGAAAUACGUCACAAAUGGAUUUUGCCACAAUUUGCUCCAUUCCCAAAACCACCGUCAGGCAUAUCCUGAUAUUAUCGUUGUCAAUGUCUAUGCCAAAAGCAGUAUUGUAUUACGACCCUAAGUCCAUCUGGUCUUCUGGGGCUCUGCUUACUCUGAUGGAGAAGGGCUAUGGAGACGACGAACUUAAUCUAAAGAUCGUGGAUCUCAGCAGAGGCGAGAAUUAUGGCCCAUCGUUUCUACGCCUGAAUUCGAAAGCUACCGUCCCAACUUUGGUAGUUCCCCUGGAGAAAACUUUGUCCGAUGAAGUCGAAAGUCGUUACAAAGCCAUUACAGAAACCAAAGGGAUCAUUGAAUUCCUGGACAAGUCGCGUUCUCCUUUGUCGCGUACUCACACAACAUCCAACGCUCCUGCCCCUUCUUUGACCCCCGCUACCAUCGCAUUUUCGACCACAUCCAAGAUAAUCAUCGAUGACAUCCUUCACUCUGAACCUGCAAAUCCCAAUAACCUCUUGUUCAUGAAUGCCCGAGAUGACCUUGCUUUACGGGAACUUUCUAGAGCUGUUUUUCCUCUGUUAAAAGGAAAACACCAGGCCUUGUCGCAUUACCUUGCUGAAGCAGAAACCGGAAAGAUCACCGUCACGGAAAAGAUCAAAGACUUUUGGCGCAACGAGAAUACUGAGGUUGAGAGCCUACUAUCCGUGUUUGAAAAAGCGCUGCAAUCUAGUGCUGAAAUAGAUGAAGAAUCCAAGAUCAAACGUGCAGCAUAUUUCAAUAUUGCCAGAGUAGCAUGGGAAACUGGUAUGCCAAAAAUCCUCACAAAACUAAAUGACGAAGUUAUCGGACCGUUUGCUUUGGGCGAACAGGUCUCCAUUGCAGACCUACAUCUCGCACCAUGGCUUGCGCAUGUUGCAAAACUUGCUGGUGCUACUACGUCUGACGAUGGAAGUAGUGCCAUCGAGAAAAUCGAGAAACACGUUGGCAAUGGAUUCUCCCUCACUCGCGUUAAUUUGCCAGUAGACUUGAUGAAACUGGAAGGUGCCCGUCCUGCAAGCCGCAGUAAACUUGCUGCCUUUUGGGACGUUGUGAAAGAGAGGCCGAGUUGGAAGAAAAUUUAUGCAGAUGGACUGGUUUAAAUAACGAUUGAACGAGAGUGUACAUUAAUUGCAGCAACGUAGAGGUUGCAUAGGAGACUGAGAGACCCGUGCUCAUGAAUCCUGUGCGUGAUACCAAUAGCGCC
Messenger RNA from Marasmius oreades (fairy-ring Marasmius), 1293 nucleotides. RefSeq lists its product as uncharacterized. The record is from RefSeq and is a predicted model, not a curated record. The transcript has 8 exons. Bases 71 to 1189 code for a protein of 372 amino acids. NCBI's taxonomy places the organism in Eukaryota, Fungi, Basidiomycota, Agaricomycetes, Agaricales, Marasmiaceae.